This is a messenger RNA of Nothobranchius furzeri (turquoise killifish), 2722 nucleotides long. It is a transcript of the gene chrnb4, whose product is annotated as cholinergic receptor, nicotinic, beta 4 (neuronal). The record is from RefSeq and is a predicted model, not a curated record. Gene Ontology annotation, cellular component: neuron projection; postsynaptic membrane; synapse. Lineage: Eukaryota; Metazoa; Chordata; Actinopteri; Cyprinodontiformes; Nothobranchiidae. Gene Ontology annotation, biological process: nervous system process; regulation of membrane potential; chemical synaptic transmission. Gene Ontology annotation, molecular function: acetylcholine-gated monoatomic cation-selective channel activity; transmembrane signaling receptor activity.
AGCUUCCUUGUGAACCUGCUGCUGCGCUCGUGUAAACUGAUCCCAGAACGGUUUCCAGCUGCAGGAGACCAGCGCGGUCCGGUUCGGGCUGCUGCCGCUGCGCGGGUGCUACAGGGUCAGAGAACAGGUUCGGUGGACACCGUGAUCCUCUGAAGGAACCGCUAUGAUUGGACAACAGGUAUCAGCACGGUACCGGUGAAGUUACCGAACCGCCUCCAGCCCGGGAUGUCCGAGGGAAAGAGCCCCACUCACCGAAGCAGCUCCCGGGCUUCCUCACUGAGAACUCCCGCUGACCGGAUGGUUCCGCCGCCAUGAGUCGGGCUCUCCUCCUCCUCGCUUUCUGCCUCUCUGCUCUGAUUGACUGCCGCUCAUGCGCUGACUCAGAGGAGCGUUUAAUGAACUGGCUGUUGGGAAAGGAGCGCUACAACCCGCUCAUUCGCCCGGCGGUGAACAGGUCCGAGAGAGUCACGGUCACAAUUCAAGUGUCUCUCGCCCAGCUCAUCAGCGUGAACGAGCGAGAACAGAUAAUGACCACGAAUGUUUGGCUCACUCAGCACUGGGUGGAUUACAGGUUAUCGUGGGAUCCUGCGAGGUACGAAGGCAUCGACAAGCUGCGUAUUCCAUCCAGACACAUUUGGCUCCCAGAUAUUGUUCUGUACAACAACGCUGAUGGAACGUACGAAGUAACAGUCUUCACCAACGCCAUUGUCCUUUUCAACGGCAGCGUCAACUGGCUUCCUCCAGCCAUCUAUAAGAGCGCCUGUAAGAUUGAGGUCAAGCACUUCCCCUUUGACCAGCAGAACUGCACCCUUAAGUUUCGCUCGUGGACGUACGACCACACUGAGAUCGACCUGAUCUUGAAGUCUGAAGUGGCCAGUAUGGAUGACUUCACUCCUAGUGGGGAGUGGGACAUCUUGGCACUGCCAGGUCGACGAACUGUCAACCCUCUGGAUGCUACAUAUGUAGACCUCACAUAUGACUUUAUUAUCAAGAGGAAACCUCUUUUCUACACCAUAAACCUCAUCAUCCCGUGUGUUUUGAUCACCUCUUUGGCCAUUCUGGUCUUCUACCUACCGUCAGACUGUGGAGAGAAGAUGACGCUUUGCAUCUCCGUCCUUCUCGCUCUCACCGUGUUCCUGCUUUUAAUCUCAAAGAUUGUUCCUCCCACCUCACUGGAUGUACCUCUGAUUGGCAAAUACUUGAUGUUCACUAUGGUGCUGGUGACCUUCUCCAUCAUCACCAGUGUGUGUGUGCUCAAUGUGCACCAUCGCUCUCCCAGCACCCAUACGAUGCCCUCCUGGGUCAAGCUGGUAUUCCUUGUUAAACUGCCUGCUUUACUCUUCAUGAGACGCCCUCACAACUUCUCUGCACGCCAAAGACUGCGUCAGCAGCGGUGCCUACAGGCAAGGAGAACCAUUCUGGGUCGUCAAGUAGCUCCAAAAUCAGGUUUCACCUUGUCUUCUUCAGCCCUGCUGUCCUCCGACUCGGCCUUCUCCACUCCAGGACACAAAAAUGUUGCUUCACCGAUGGGACACAGCCACACCAACAGGAAGCUGGACUCGAGGUCCUCUGAUUACCUUUACAGCGGCUUCACCUCCACCCAGGACCUCCAGCAAAGAAGCAGCUCAGAUUGGGCCACCGACGUCCGGGAGGCAGUGGAUGGGGUGCGCUUUGUGGCCGAGCAUUUGAUGGGAGACGACGAUGAUCAGAGCGUGAUAGAGGACUGGAAGUAUGUGGCCAUGGUGGUGGAUCGGAUGUUCCUGUGGAUCUUUGUGAUUGUGUGUGUGGUCGGGACCCUGGGCUUGUUUCUCCAACCUCUCUUCCAGAGUCAGAUUGUUCCCAACCAGCAGCCCGUUCCAGAGACACCUCGCAUAUGAUGAACACCUUCUGCGCUUCGGCUCAAGCUCAGACGAGAGAGAGACGGUGUGUUCCUAUGAGAAGACACCAAGUGAAAAAUAAAGUCUCAAUGUUUGCUGUAUAAGUGUAUGGCUGUCCGUUCAAGGGAAGAAUGAAGGAGAAACCAGUUAAAAUCAGUUUUUAUCUCAGUAUAACAGAAACUUUGUUUAUUUAUUAUUAGUUUACAACAAAGUAGUUGUUAAUCGUAGGGUCCGAUUCAUAAAAUAAACAAUGUCAACCAUGGAAAUGAUAUUUAUGACAUAUUAAAAUGGUAAAAAUGAAACUGGUUAUAUUGAGUUUCUUAACAAGAUAAAAGGAACGUUUGCUGUGAAGAACAUCGAUGUUAACGUCUCGUUACGGCGCGAUGGUCCGUAACGGUCGAACAGCAACGCUCUGCAGGAUGUUGGGAGGCGGGGCGUAACGCACCUUUUGUUGGAGCGCCGGUCUCUCUGUAAUUCUUAAAACAUCAAGAGCUGGAACAAGCUCAGCAGAAGUCACUGUUUUACUGUCACCAUUGUUAUUACGAGAAACUCGUUAAAACAAGGUUUAAAACCCAGAGAGACUUCAACCUUAUUUAAACGUAUUCACUGGAAAACAUGAUUGAGUCAGAAACAAAUGUUAACAGAAAACAUGUCGACCUAAAGGGUCUGAUGCUUACGGAGGCUGCACACAGCCACAGCUGCAAAAGCAGUAGUUCAAAGGUGUGUUUAGUUGUUGUUUAACGCCUAAUUUUCCUCAUUGGUGCACCACGUUACGGACAAAAAUAAUAAAGACACAACUCUUCUCUUUUAGUCUGAUUAACUGUCUAAAUGUGCCAAUGAAGGUC